This is a messenger RNA of Heteronotia binoei (common prickly gecko), 1947 nucleotides long. It is a transcript of the gene VGLL2, whose product is annotated as vestigial like family member 2. Gene Ontology annotation, biological process: regulation of transcription by RNA polymerase II. Gene Ontology annotation, cellular component: nucleus. NCBI's taxonomy places the organism in Eukaryota, Metazoa, Chordata, Lepidosauria, Squamata, Gekkonidae. Bases 14 to 961 code for a protein of 315 amino acids. The transcript is spliced from 4 exons. The record is from RefSeq and is a predicted model, not a curated record.
GCUCUCUUUCGCCAUGAGCUGUCUGGAUGUUAUGUACCAAGUCUAUGGUCCUCCCCAGCCUUACUUCGCAGCAGCCUACAGCCCUUACCACCAGAAACUAGCCUUUUACUCGAAGAUGCAGGAAGCCGCCGAGAGCGCCAGCAGCGCCAGCACCAGCAGCUCUUUCUCCAGCCACGCCGCCGCCGCCGCCGCCGCCAGCAUCAAGGAGGAAGAGUGCAGCCCGGAGAAAGAGCGCCCCCCCGAGGCCGAGUACCUCAACGCCCGCUGCGUCCUCUUCACCUACUUCCAAGGGGACAUCAGCGCCGUGGUGGACGAGCACUUCAGCCGGGCCCUCAGCCAGCCCAGCAGCUACUCGCCCGGCGGCAGCGCCAGCGCCAAGGCGGCGGCCAGGAGCUCCAGCUCUUGGAGGGAUGGAUCAUUCCCUAUGAGUCAACGUAGCUUCCCACCCUCCUUCUGGAACAGCACCUACCAGCCUUCCUCGGUGCCUGCUUCCCUGGGAAGCCCACUGGCAGCCACAGGCCACACUGAACUGCCCUUUGCCACAGCGGACCCUUAUUCACCAGGUUCAUUGCACAGCCAUCUCCACCAGGGUGGUCCAGAGCCCUGGCACCCUGCCCACCACCACCAUCACCACCACCACCACCACCCUUACAUCGGCUCACAGAGCUCAUCCUAUCCCCGCCCCACCACUGUGCACGAGGUCUACAGUCCACACUUCGACCCACGUUAUGGCUCACUGUUGGUGCCUGCGGCUUCUGUGCGCCCCCAUCGCCUCACGCCUGCUUCCGUGCCCACGCCUGUCAGCCCCCAGUGUGAGCUAGGUAAGAGUGAGCCUGCCACUUCAGCGUGGACAACACCAGCACCUUUCCCUAGCCCAGCAGGGGAGAUGGCACCAAGCCUAGGCCUCAAUGUGGACGCAGCUCGCCGUUAUUCCUUCUGUGGUGGAUCCCUCCUGAGCUGAGCUGCUGAUUCUAAAGCUCCUCCUACAAAGUCCUGUCUUUCCACCCCUGCAUCAUUCAGCAUCUCAUGUCACAUUUCAAGGACAAGAACAUGGGAAAAGGCCAUGGGGGCUAAAAAGCUGCUUCAACUUGGCAUUUCAGCAGAAGAACCUUACUGGGGGGGUGAGGAGUAGGACACCUUCCUUUUCUCUUCACUGUGAAAAGCCAAGCACCAUGGCUACACAUCCAGAAUUGUGGCCAAGCCACUUGAAGGAGUCGUGAAACUGACGUGGAUGUCAAAUUGCUGAUUGUGGGAAACAAAAGGAGUUUAUUACUGGUGAUGACAGUGUGAACUCUUCUUUUUUAUUGACUUUUAUGAAAUUAAAAAACCUAUUUCUUGAAAGCAGCAUGGGAAGAUAUGCACAUACUAGGAAUGAUAUCUUUGUCCUUUACACUGUAGAAACAAAAGGAAGAAUUCUAAACUCUGAAGCUCUGAAGGACACUAACACCAACAACAAAAGGACAGCUCUUUCAGGCCACAGGAAUGAGUGGCAAGCGACUAUCAUGGGCCACCUGCCUCUGGGCUUGCACAAAUGCAGCUGUUUUAGAGACAGCUGUUCAGACUCCAGAAACUUGACAACCAAGGAGGCACUUCUCAGAGUUUGGCACAGUAAUUGUAUUUGAUAAUACAUGCAUACAUAUGUGUACAUAUAUAUAUGUGUAUAUAUAUAUAUAUAUAUAUAAGGUUUUUAUACAAGGAAUGCUUUAUGAUGAUGAAGAGACCCUUCCAAAAGAAAAAAAAACCUUCAUGAGGAGAAAACAGAAAGAAAAGUCAUUAAGUAGACAUGGAAUCUCAUUUCACUUGAGCACUCUUUCUAUGUAUUUAUGUUGCUAUCUUUCUGAUAUCAUUGAUCAAUGGUUUGGGUGUCUCUCUCUUUUUGAAAAGGGGGGAAUUUAAGAGGUGUUUCUUUGUAGGAAAACUACAUUAAAGAUGUCUCCUUUCACCCUC